GCCGGCCACCGCCGACCAUCACUGGGCCUCACGCCGGGCACGGCCGGCCGGGCCUCAGUUUCCCCCCGUCGUGGAUCGCGGGGCCUACUGAGUCGUGGGCGGGGAGGGGUGAGGGCGGUAACUCGAGCCGCCCAGGCGGGGUCUCUCGGCUCCCGCGGCCACGUUUAGCGGCCCGGACGGACGGAGGCGUGGGGUCCGGAGUCGAAAUGGCCCCGGACCACCCCGUGGGCCGCGCUCCGGGGCUUCGGGGGCGUGGAGGUGUCCUGGAAACCACGAGGUCGAAGGGCUGAGCCGUGUGGCCAGACAAGAGAGGCCCCCACCCCUGCCCAGGGAGCUCUGAGGUUCUCAUGGGAGCCAUGAAGCUGAACGAGAGAAGUGUGGCCCACUACGCACUGAGCGACUCCCCUGCAGAUCACACAGGCUUCCUGCGCACUUGGGGAGGCGCAGGGAUGCCACCCACCCCCAGUGGCGCUGGCCGAAGGUGCUGGUUUGUCCUCAAGGGCAACCUGCUGUUCUCCUUUGAGAGUCGAGAGGGCCGGGCCCCUCUGAGCCUGGUGGUGCUGGAGGGCUGCACGGUGGAGCUGGCUGAGGCUCCCGUGCCUGAAGAGUUUGCCUUCGCCAUCCGCUUCGACGCUCCUGGGGUGCGCCCACACCUGCUCGCGGCAGAUGGGCCGGCGGCCCAGGAGGCCUGGGUGAAGGCGCUGUCUCGGGCAAGCUUUAGCUACAUGCGCCUGGUGGUGCGCGAGCUGGAGAGCCAGUUGCGUGAAGCCCGCCACAGCCUGGACCUGCACCGCCGUUCAUCCUGGAAGGCCGUUUCCAGCCGCGGCAAGCCCCAGGCUCCUGACCGCUGGUCUCCUGGCCUGGAGAACGGCCACUCCCUCUCCAGAGAUUGCAGCCCAAUGGGCUUGGUGGAAGAAGGGGGCAGCCGGCCAGCAGGGCGGGGCUUGGCCGAGUGGGAGCUGCAGGGCCCUGCCAGCCUCCUUCUAGGCAGGGGGCAGAGCCCCGUGUCCCCUGAGACCUCCUGCUUCUCUACCCUGCAUGAGUGGUACGGCCGGGAGAUUAUGGAGCUGAGGCGGGCCUGGCUGCAGAGAGCCCAGGAGAACCAGCCAGAAUGCAAGGACCAGGACAGACCCUGAUCCUGGGCCCUUCUGGGGGUCCUUGUCCUGCUGGUCAGGACGCCAGGGCCAGUGCUUUUUCAGGAGUUUAAGGUUUUACAGGUUCUUUUCUUUUUUUUUUUUAACUGGUUUCUGAAGUUGCUUUUGAGGUGAGCUCUCUCCUUCCUGCUUUUUAGGUUUUUCCCUCAGGGAAAAACCAAGUCCACCUUCAUGCCUAGAGGGAACUGAGAAAUCAUUAACUUUCAACCCAUUUAUUUCCUGAGGCCCAGAGAGGAGACGUGGCUUGUUCAGCAGUCCCAGAGCAAGACUCAGGUCUGCUGACUCUGCACUGGACUGCCCCUCUCUCAGGGGAUAUUAAUGAAGUGGGUAAUAUCAUAUGACCACAGGCCACUCCGCCUUCACCUAUACAAUUCUACAGUUUCCAACAUGGGGAAUCUUGUGUAAAUACCCGAAGUUGCCUGCAGUGUUGGCUUGAGGGACUGACAUUGUCAGAAAAAGUGGAUUUACUGUGUCACAGGGGUUUCUGGGGCCUGGCUCCUCCUGAGUGGUGAGAAGAUUGAAUGUGGGACCCCUAUCCUGCAGUGAAGACAGGGCCCUUUGGAGGGAGAGGGCCUUUAGUUAGCAAAGAGGGAUUUAUCCUGAUUAGAAAGUGUUAGGGCCCCUCUUCUUUCCUUGACUGCCCUGUCAACAGAUGGUGCUGGUCACUGCCCCAGGAGGGGUCAGUAGCUUUUCUGUUAGCAGAAACUCUGUCCUCAGCUGCCAAGUGGGAAGCUGACGUGGGCUCUCUGGGAAAGUCAGUGACUUUGAAUUUCAGUCCUGGGCAUUCUAGGAGCUUGGACAUAGGAUUCCUGGCACCCUGUGAUAAACUCUUCUUUCUUGACUGGGCCCCUAAAGGUAUUCCUGAUCCAGACACCCCUAGGAACUCCUUUAGUCUUUCUUAUUACCCAGUGUGUAUCUGCCAAGACCCUCUGGUUCCUACUCUCACCAGCAUGAUGCCAAGCAUUUUCUUUACCAGUUGUUCUCAGAGGCAAAGUGACUGGGUAGACAGGGCCAGAGGCCGACCAGCCUGGCACCCUAAGGAUUCUGGUGGCAGCGACUGGAUGGAAGAUUCAGAGCCUCAUCCAGUAUAUACAGUCUUUCCCUUCUUAGCUUCUCUCCCUCACUGGGGUCUUAUGGGGUCUUAUGAGGCCUGACGAGGGGCCAGCUAGACCUAGAGCCUUCGGCUUCAGCUUAAGAGCCUCUUUCAGUCCAGGAGGCUGCGAUGCUGCCCAGGGUCCAGGACCUGCUCCGAGGAAGCUAGGUUUGUUGUUUGUUUCCUAAGAAGAGGGGCUACCUUCCUAGCCCUGUACGGGAGUCCCACAGCCUGUGUCUCUUGUUUUAUACACAGAUAUUAUAGGUUUUUUGUUUGUAUUUCUUAUUGUUACAGUGCUUUUUAUAUGAUUAAAAACACCGUGUUUAUUA
This is a messenger RNA of Cervus elaphus (red deer), 2576 nucleotides long. It is a transcript of the gene PHETA2, whose product is annotated as PH domain containing endocytic trafficking adaptor 2. The transcript has 3 exons. Bases 348 to 1136 code for a protein of 262 amino acids. Gene Ontology annotation, biological process: receptor recycling; endosome organization; retrograde transport, endosome to Golgi. NCBI's taxonomy places the organism in Eukaryota, Metazoa, Chordata, Mammalia, Artiodactyla, Cervidae. The record is from RefSeq and is a predicted model, not a curated record. Gene Ontology annotation, cellular component: recycling endosome; trans-Golgi network; early endosome.